GACGAAAACGUCAUUCGUACUGUCAACACUCGGGUCACUCAAGCAAAAGGCCGCUAUUGCACCUUGAGCCAUUCAUGGGGUGGUGCCAAACUCCUCAAAACCGCGCUGGAUAAUGUGGAGAAAUUCUUGCUCAAGGGAAUCGAAACAAGUGAGCUAGAAAAUAGUAAAUUGAAAGAAGCCAUCCAGAUUUCCCGCUCCCUUGACGUCCGAUACAUAUGGAUCGACUCGUUGUGUACUAUUCAAGAUCCACCAAGGGACUUCAAGACAGAGGACGCAUUGAUGCGUAAUGGGUUUAGGAACUCUUACUGCAAUAUUGUUGCUGCGGGCUCGGAUGCUAGUAAACGAGGAGGAUUGCUUCGAGGUCGGGAGCUUGAUGCCCUUCUGGAUUCCUUCAUCUAUUCCCAAGGCUGGGUUUUCCAAGGCAAGUACUUCGUCGCCCUACCUACCCCUGCAUUUGGUAUAUCUGGGUCUAAAAUUUACCUUACAUUUACAGAACGUAUGAUCUCGCCUCGUAUCCUCUACUUCGCUAGAAUCCAGAUAUUCUGGGACUGUGGUACGAUUUCUGCCUGCGAGAGUCUGCCCUCUGGAUUCCCUCUCCUACUUGAUCACCUAGCUGCGACGGACUGGCACUGGAGAGGGCACUUAGCAUAUAACUAA
Lindgomyces ingoldianus is the source of this 657-nucleotide messenger RNA. RefSeq lists its product as uncharacterized. The annotation marks the transcript as partial. The transcript is spliced from 2 exons. Lineage: Eukaryota; Fungi; Ascomycota; Dothideomycetes; Pleosporales; Lindgomycetaceae. The record is from RefSeq and is a predicted model, not a curated record.